This is a messenger RNA of Carassius carassius (crucian carp), 978 nucleotides long. Its product is annotated as leukocyte surface antigen CD53-like. The record is from RefSeq and is a predicted model, not a curated record. The transcript has 8 exons. NCBI's taxonomy places the organism in Eukaryota, Metazoa, Chordata, Actinopteri, Cypriniformes, Cyprinidae. Gene Ontology annotation, cellular component: membrane. The coding region runs from base 173 to 850 and encodes 225 amino acids.
UAAACACAACUUGCACUGUCUGUUAGACACUGAGACAUUCACAAAGGAAGUAAGAUGAUGCACUCCCACUGCCAGUGACAGAUUUUAUGAACAACACGAUCACAUAGGGCGAGUUCAACUGUCUUAAUUGAGGAUUAUUCUUUACAGAGUAAAUUAAAGAACGCAGUGGAAGAUGUCGUGCCUGAAGUGCCUUAAGUACACCAUGUGUGUGGUGAACUUCAUCUUUUUUGUCUGUGGGGCUACUGUCUUUGGAUUGGGCAUCUAUUUGAUGACAUUCUCCAGGUUCUCUUCCCUACUCCCCAGUCUUCAGGCUGUAAACAUCGCAAACUCGCUUUUCAUCAUUGGGAUCAUUAUCACCUGUGUCUCCUUCUUGGGCUUUCUUGGAGCCCUGAAGGAAAAUCGUUGCCUGCUUAUAUCUUUCUUCAUACUGUUGUUCCUUCUAAUGUUGGCUGAGCUGGCUGCUGCCUGCCUUUUGCUGCUGUUCGAGAAUCAGAUUGGGGCUUUCAUUGAAAAAGAUCUUAAGCAAGGUUUAGAGAAAUCCAAAGAGAGCAGAGGCAAUAGAACAGCUGAAGAUGACUGGGACAAAGUACAAAAAACUUUGCACUGCUGUGGAAUCAGUAACCAUACAGAAUGGGGGAGCAAUGUGCCGGAGUCAUGCAAAACUCAUAAUAAUGAAAAUGAAAGUUAUUGGCAGAAGGGUUGUUACACAAUCCUGAAGAAUGCAUUUGAAGGAAACCUCUUGAACACAGGGAUUGGUGUCAUUGUUGUCUGCGUUAUUGAGGUCUUGGGUAUGUGUUUCUCAAUGACCCUGUUCUGCCACAUAAGUCGAAGCGGGUUAGGAUACAAAUGACCAAACUCAAUGUUUCCAUUUUCACAGUUUGUGUUUUUAAUAACUAUUGCCCUACAAAUACCCAAAGACAGCCAGUAAAAGAUGAGAUGGCUUGCACGGAUGCUUGGUUCUUGGUUCUAUGUAUAUGG